This is a messenger RNA of Amaranthus tricolor (Joseph's coat), 2917 nucleotides long. Its product is annotated as protein MODIFIED TRANSPORT TO THE VACUOLE 1-like. Gene Ontology annotation, cellular component: trans-Golgi network membrane. The transcript has 5 exons. The record is from RefSeq and is a predicted model, not a curated record. Bases 461 to 2548 code for a protein of 695 amino acids. NCBI's taxonomy places the organism in Eukaryota, Viridiplantae, Streptophyta, Magnoliopsida, Caryophyllales, Amaranthaceae. Gene Ontology annotation, molecular function: phosphatidylinositol binding; ubiquitin binding.
UCCAUAAUCAUUUUGGCAUGAAAACAAGAACCGAGAGACUAAUCCCGAGGGAAAAAACUGCAAAUCGUCAACCACUUCCAGUCUUUCUCGUUCGUCGUUCUUUCUUUCUUACUACUAUAUGAUUCCCAAAAGAACCCAUUUUUCUUUUAAUUUAUCAAUUUUGGAACAACAAUCCUUUAUCCUUUCAUAUUUACUCUUGAUUUUGUUGGAGAUCACCCAAAUCACUUCCCCUUUUCAUCCAUUUCCCCAUCUUUCUGAACUCAGAUCAAUCAUAUUAAUCCAUUUUAAUUUCUUUACCCUUUUUAAUCACUCUCUUUCAAAUAAAUAAGACAAUUUUCUCCGAUUUUAAGCAAUUUUAUCUUGUUGGUCGUUAGAUUUUGACAAUUUUAAGUCAAAAUUCGAGUUGGGUUAUUAGAAAUUUAGAACCUUUUCUUGUCUUUAUUAAAAAGAGAAGAGAAGGAUGGAUACUAGCAGAAGAGCUGUGGAAUCAUACUGGAGAUCUCGGAUGAUAGAUGCAGCCACUUCUGAUGAAGAUAAGGUUAGCCCUGUUUACAAAUUGGAAGAACUUUGUGAGCUUUUUAGAUCUUCUCCUUCUGGUAUAGUCAAGGAAGUUUCUGAAUUUUUGUUAAAAAGGCUUGAUCAUAAGAGCCCUAUUGUCAAACAGAAGGCUUUGAGGGUCAUCAAGUAUUCCGUUGGGAAGUCAGGUCCAGAGUUCAGGAGAGAAAUGCAAAGGCAUUCAGUGGUUGUGAAGCAGCUACUUCAUUAUAAGGGGCAACUUGAUCCUCUAAAGGGGGAUGCUUUGAACAAAGCGGUCAGGGAAACAGCUCAAGACGCUCUUUCAGCUAUAUUUUCGACUGAUGACAACAAACCUGCUGCAACCGAGACAGCCCACAAGAGGAUGGAAGGUUUUGGGAAUACAAAUUUUGUGAGGCCAUCAGAUGAGAAAAAGUCAUUUCUUAGCGAGGUAGUCGAUAUUGGAAGUGCCUCCAUAAAACAAGGUUUGAGUAACUUGGCUCAAGCGCAUUCACAUUCGUUCAAUAAAAAUGAUACUGGAAGUUAUAGGGGUCCUACGCUGAAUAGGUCAUUGACAAAUGACUCGGAUAAGUAUGAUAAAAUGGGUUAUCAUGGUGGUAGUCAAGGUAGCUCAUCGAGUUCACGGAAUAUGACGUCUGGACCUUGGGGACAAGAUUCAAGCACAGUUACUGCUAAUACUAAUUCAAGUAACACUGAGAGUAAGACACGGGAGGAGAGGCUUCUAGAGACAAUUGUGACUUCUGGCGGUGUACGGCUGCAGCCUACACGUGAUGCUCUACAAGCUUUCUUGAUGGAGGCUUCUAAGAUGGAUGCAUUGGCUUUAAGUCAAGCACUUGAACUAAAACUUCAAUCUCCUCAUUGGCAGGUUCGAGUUAAAGCAAUUUGUGUCCUUGAAGCAAUCUUGAGAAAAAAAGAUGAUGAUCAUUUUUCCAGUAUGGCUUCAUACUUGGUUGACCGCAUAGAUCUAGUGAUCAAAUGUUCCGAGUCUCCACAGUCUUCAUUGAGAGAGAAGGCAAACAAAGUCUUGAGUCUCUUGGGUAAAGAUCAAACUAGAAAUACGUCAGAAAAGGAUACAAAAAUCGAGAGAUCUGUAGUUGAGAUGCCUAACCUGAUAGAUACAGGAGAUAAUGAUUUGCUUGGACAUGAUUUCAAAGACAACCUAAAUGACCAACCUUCUGCAAGCAAGCCAUUGUCAUCCUCUGUCUUAAUUGUUGAUUUAUUGGGGGAUGGUGCAAGCAGUGAUCUGAGUAAGACCAAACAAAGAACUGAUGAUGACCCAUUUGCUGACGUCUCUUUCCAUACGGGCGAGGACAAAGACCAGGAAAAUGAUCUCUUUUCUGGUAUGAUUGUUGGAGAAAACUCCAACACUGUUGAAGCGCCUAAGAGCAAUGCUCUAGACCCAUUUGAUAUUUUCGGAUCCUCAGAACUGGUGCAGACGCAAACGAAUCACACAAAUGAUGUUAACAAUCUGAUGGCGGGUUUAUCCGUCAGUGGAAAUGGCUCAUUGGCAAAUGAGAAAACAAACAACUCUGCCGCCUUUUCUGAAUCAAUACUCUCGGGUACAAAUUCGAAUUCUAUUUCUCAAGGGUUAAAUGGUGCUCUGAGCAAUGGAUUUGAUCCUCAUAAAUCCAACCCUACUGCAAAUAAUGUUUUUUCUAUGGGUUCUAUUCCAUCCAGUAUACCUCCUGGAAUGUUGUAUAAUCAGUUUUACCCUGCUGUUACCGCUAAUGCAAAUGCCAUGUUUCCUAUGGGUGGGUUGCUUGCUCAGCAGCAGUUUAUGGCAGCUAUGGCUAAUUUCCAGUCAUUAGGAAACUCGAGUUCCCGUAAUGUUGCUGGUGGUGAAGUUGCUGCAAAUUUCGGGGGAAGUGCUUCCCCUUUUCCAGAUAUAUUUAAUGCGAACAUACCUUCACAUACAUCAACAGUCACCAUGAACGCUCCGAAGGAAGAUACAAAGGCAUUUGAUUUUAUCAUGGAUCAUAUGGCACAAGUGCGUGAUCCAAAGAGAUUGGUUUAGUUUUUUUGAUUCAGAGGGCGAAGCUUUUGCUAUCAAUGCAAUCCUAUAGCUUGUAGAUUGGAGCACCAAUAAAUUCUUUUCGCAAUGAAGUCGUAGUAUGGUAAACUCGUACUGGCACGAUAUUUCUGUGACAUGUAGUUAGAAGAACAUGUCUUGUAGACUUGUAGUUACUAACGAUGAACGCGUUUUGUGUAGUUAGCAAUUUUUCUUGAUUGAUGGAACUUUUUUGGUGGUAGCUUAAAAGAUGUAUUUUGGUCUGGAAUGAGGGUCAUAUGUGAUAUGUGAGAAUUCUUUCAGGGCCAUGCUUCGAGUAAAUGUCUGUUACUAAAGGCGAAUAAAAAUUAAUUUUAUUUUCUUUCCUCUUAAGCA